UUUAUACUUCGGCAAAAAAAGAAUGCAUAAUGAUAUUAAUGUUUUUAAUUUAUAUACAUAAACUAAUGAGACUCCUGUGCAAUUGUGUUAAUUUGUUAUUAUAAUUAAAUAUGAAACAUAAUAUGUUUUUCUAAUGAUGGAAAAUGUUUUGGCUAUUUUAGAAACUAUUCAUUCGUAUAUAAUAAUUUAUAAAUUGUUGAAUUUUAUUGCGGAUUGUAAGAUAUACACCAUUCCUGAUUUGAUCUAGUCCAAGUUGUACAUAAUGUAUGCAAGGAAAAUAUAUUAAAAAAUAAUUAAUUUAAUUAAUAAAUAAAUUUGCGAAUUGUACACGUGUUAUGCGCGUCAUGAUUUAGCGGAGACAUAUUAACAUGUUGUAAAGCUCUGAAAACAUUUUUAUAUCACAAAGAAAUCAAAGAAGCUAAAUGAAAGUGUUCAGAGUCGAUGAUUACAAAAGAUAUCAUUGUAGAUUUCUUUAUCAAGACUGAUGAGAUCUUCCGUUAGAUCAUUGCGCAUAUAAUUAAAACGUUACGCAGACGAGUGAUUAACGUAGGUGUAAAUUAUUAUAUCUUGUACUAUCGUGAUGUAUUCUGAGCGUUAACAUAAACAAUUAAAAAGUAAUUGUCAUUAACUGGAAACAGUAUAAUGUUAUUUACUUAAAUAAACUGCUCCUAAAAAUGUUUAUCAAAUUUUGUAAUCUAGGAUUGCAUAGUGAGAACUGGAUUGAUAAGAAUUAAUUAUUUAUAUCACACAUAAUAAAUAGUUAUAUAUUGAAGAUGAAUAUGCUCUAUUGCUCUAUAUUAUAUGCGAAAAGGUUUUUAUCGCGUAGGUAUACAAUUAUUAUUUGUUUUUUAUAGUAAUUUAUAUGUCAUAUAAAAGUGAUGCAAGUGAGUGGCUGAGCCAUGAACUGAGCGCUUACCUUCGUGUCCUUCGUCUCCAUGGUAAUACAAAGUGAAACAUAUCCAUAACCUGAAGAAACAUGGAAUUGUGCGAAUAAAACUAUAGUUUUCAGUAUCAUUCUUUAUUGUGUUUUAAAAAUGACUGCAGAAAACUGAAUGAACUUUCUAGUGAGGAAUCUAUGCGAGAAACUGCAUUACGGCUCGCAGUAGAAGAAGAAAAUAGACGCAAAAUUGAUCCAAAUGAAACUCACGAACGAUCCAUUAUUAUCCUUGGCAGCAAGGGAGUUGGUAAAACAACAAUGGUGUAUCGAUUUCUUGAAAAAGAUGAAAGACCAAAACCAACUAUAGCGAUGGAUUAUUCAUUUGGUCGCAAAACUGUGAAAAGUUUAGUGAAAAAUAUAGUGCAUGUGUGGGAAGUGGGUUACUUGGCUUCUUCUUUGGUAUCUGUUGCGAUGACAGGUUCUACAUUAACACAUUCCCCUCAUCACACCGUGUUAUUAAUAAUGCUAGAUUUAUCGCGACCAGAAGAAUUAUGGUCUUCCUUCGAGGAAGCCCUUUCUGUAAUACAAAAUGGUUCGAAAAUGAGUUACAACACUAACACGAUUCAAGAAUUACGGGAUAAGAGGGCAGCAGAUAGAAAGAAAGAAUUGGAACGUGGAGUUGAUCCAUUUUUUAUGAAAAUAUGUAUUAUAGGUGGACGAUAUGAUGAAUUUAAGGAAUUUGAUUCGAAUAAAAAAGAAUUUAUUGGAAAGAUAUUGAGAGCGAUAGCUCAUAAUCUAGGUGCGAGCCUUUAUUACUAUUCCUCUAAAGAUAAAUUUCUCGUACGACGACUUAAAGAUUUAUUAUCUCAUUAUGGAUUUGGUUCUUCAUUUAUGGAGGAUAAGUGUACGGAUUAUGAGAAACCGUUAAUGAUGCCGGCGGGCAUGGAUUCUUUCGGACGAAUCGAUUUGCAAUUCCCUCAAACGAGACCAUCGGCAAUUUUGGAUACUAUCAAACAGAUCUACGUCUCACGUAUACCGCAAGUGUCGAGGAGUGACGAAAGUACUUUGGAGGAUCCUAGUAAUGACCCUAACUUUAACGAGCCUAUUAUCGAUAGAUUGAGAAUGCAGCGGGAAGAGGAGAUCAGUGUACUGCUAAAUGACAUGAUGGAAGGCCGUAUGCCGAAAAUUCCUGUACCCGAUCCAAUUUAGAGAGUAUAAAUAUUUUAUGUAUCUAUUGCGAUUUUGAAGCAGUAAAUGAAAAUAGAUAAUUUAUUUGAAAAUUAAAUGAAAAUUGAUAAUUU
Messenger RNA from Acromyrmex echinatior (Panamanian leafcutter ant), 2178 nucleotides. Its product is annotated as cytoplasmic dynein 2 light intermediate chain 1. Lineage: Eukaryota; Metazoa; Arthropoda; Insecta; Hymenoptera; Formicidae. Gene Ontology annotation, molecular function: dynein heavy chain binding. Gene Ontology annotation, cellular component: axoneme; cytoplasmic dynein complex; ciliary basal body. The record is from RefSeq and is a predicted model, not a curated record. Gene Ontology annotation, biological process: intraciliary transport involved in cilium assembly; intraciliary retrograde transport.